UCUAGAAUGAGUAAUCCAUCAGAAUCAAGUAAAUGUGCAAUGGAGAGCGGGGAUGAAAACACUGGUGCCCAAACAAAUGGACUGGACUUUCAGAGGCAGACUGUGCAAACAAGCGCAAUCACCAACGCACACGCACAGGCCUUGCUCCAACAGUUGAGUUUGACUCCAGUGCAGCAGCAGUUAUUGCUGCAGCAGGCUCAGGCUCAGCUGUUAGCAGCAGCCGUGCAGCAUUCGGCUGGCCAGCAGAGCAGCACUACAGGAGCCAGCAUCUCCGCCUCCGCUGCCACCCCCAUCACCCAGAUCCCCCUCUCCCAACCCAUCCAGAUCACGCCUCAGUUACAGCAGCUGCAACAGCAUCAGAACCUCAACCUGCAGCAGUUUGUUCUGGUCCAGCCAGGCCACCACAUCGCAACUCAGCUGCAGCCCACGCAGUUCAUCAUCUCCCAGACGCCACAGGGCCAGAGUCUCCUGCAAGCCCAGAACUUUCUAACUCAACUACCUCAAAGCCAAGCCAACCUCCUGCAGACCCAGCCAAGCAUCACACUUUCCACACAGCCUGCAACACCCACACGCACGAUAGCAGCUACCCCCAUCCAAUCCCUCCCUCACAGCCAGACGACACCAAAGCACAUUGACACACCCAGCCUGGAGGAGCCCAGUGACCUGGAGGAGCUCGAGCAGUUUGCCAAGACCUUCAAACAGAGACGUAUUAAACUGGGCUUUACGCAGGGGGAUGUUGGCCUUGCCAUGGGAAAGCUUUAUGGAAAUGACUUCAGCCAAACUACCAUUUCUCGUUUUGAGGCCUUGAACCUGAGCUUUAAAAACAUGUGCAAACUGAAGCCUCUGCUUGAAAAGUGGCUCAGUGAUGCAGAGAACCAGACGUCUGACCAGGCCCUGUCCAGUCCCAGCUCUCUUGGCUCACCUGGGCUGGGAAUAGAGGGCCUGAACCGUCGCCGCAAGAAAAGGACAAGCAUUGAGACCAACAUCAGAGUGGCCUUAGAAAAGACCUUUCUGGAGCAGAACCAAAAACCUACCUCUGAGGAGAUCACCAUGAUCGCAGACCAGCUCAACAUGGAGAAAGAGGUGAUCCGAGUAUGGUUCUGUAACCGCAGACAGAAAGAGAAGAGGAUCAACCCGCCCAGCAGUGGCAGUGCUGCUGGCACCCCCAUCAAAGCAAUCUUUCCUCCCACCACACCUCUGGCACUGAGUACAGCCAGUCUUGUGACCAGAAACACACCGACUACAAUGACUGUUUUGCCUCUCACCAGCACUAGUGUCUCCAGCAUCAGUUUCACUGGCACAACCAUUGGCUCUACUAUUAACACUGCAUCUGUCAUCUCCACUGCACCUGUGGUCACCACCGCAGCAUCCUCUCCUUCGCUCAGCCCUUCCCCCAUCACACCGCAGACAUCCUCUGCGGAACAGGCUUUGGCUCAGGGGAUAGUCACGGCAGUAAGCCAGGCACCCUCCUCUCUGGCGUCCACUCUGGGCACUGGGCAGGUGAUGGUGGCGUCACCCAGCCUCUCUGCCGCUUUGCAAGGAACCGGCCAGCUACCCAACAGUGCCUGCAUCGCUGCCAUGGCUGCUGCCGCAGGCCUCAAUCCUGGGCUCAUGGCAUCCUCGCAGUUUUCUCCUGGUGGGGCUCUCCUGAGUUUGGCACCUGGUGGUCUCGGGAGCGCUUUGAAUCCAGCACUGAUGAGCAACAGCACCUUGGCCACGAUCCAAGGUGUGUGGAGUGCUCUGGCAUCUAGUGGCACUUUGCCCAUUACAUCCCUGGACGGGAGCGGGAACUUGCUGUUUGCUAACACCAGUGCAGGGAGCACCCCAAACCUUGUGACAGCACCCCUCUUUCUGAAUCCCCAGAACUUGUCCCUGCUCGCCAGUAACCCGGUCAGCCUGGUGUCUGCGGGAGGGGCAGCAGGUGCUUCUGGAGCCCUAAACCUGCACAUUUCCGCCGAUGCCCACCAGAACACUGUUACCACGGCAACUAUGCCCUCCUCCACCAUCACCACGGCCUCUAAGGCCCAGUGAAAGCUUUACCCCCUCGUCUCCUCUUCUAUACCCCUUUCCUCUUCAUCGUUUUCUUUAAUCUUUUGCUACCACCAAAAAGAAACCCACUUAAAAGGAUUUAAUGUUAUUUUAAUGUUUAAGUUGGACUCUUAACUUCUCAUAUCUUUCACUCAAAAUCAUUUGGACCUCAUUGUUGGGUUGACUUCUCAGCAAGCAACCAUAAGCGAAUGUUGGCAUCUCCAUAGCACUUGCAUAAGGAGAGCAGAAAUCUCCCUGGACAUUGUGCCAAGUGUAUUCGGCUUUGCAAAAUUCAUUUCGCUCAGUCUUUGCGCCCAUUUUCACAUUAUAUCUUCAUCUCUCUUUUUUAGAGGUUCUUCUAAAAUGCUUUUAACCAAAAAAUGUUGAAUGAUACUUUGUAACUGUUGACACUUUUCCUCUUCUUUACCACAGAAAAGGACACCUUAUGUUCUUCUGUUUUCUUUCCAAUGGAGAUUCUACUUCACAGGCCUUUUUUUUUUUUUUUACAAUAUUGCUGUCUCUCUGGAACUUCCUUUUGGAUUCACAUUGUUUAUUUUUUAUCAAACAGUGGGUUAGCUUUAUGUCCUAUAUCUUACUAACUCAUGGUUACAAGGCUUUAAUGGAGUAAUAAGCAGCUGUGAUGUGGUUUCAUUGCUUUAAGGAAACAUUUGAUUGGCCUUUCUAGAGACACUUCUAGAUUUUUGUUUGACUUUUGUCAUAGUUUACUUGGUAACAGAAGUUUUUAAACAUUAAUUUAGUCUGGGUCUGAAUGCUAAACCAGUCAUGGGCUUACAUAAAACUCAAAGCUUUAAAAGAAUUGUCAUGAUCCAUCUAGGAAUAUUUGUUCAGUGACUGAGCAGUACAUUGAUGCCUCAGUCAUUUUAAACCAAAAGUAAAGCAUGUUCCGAGUGCUCGCAACUCUCAAAGGCCAUUCAACCCGAACAUGUUUUUGCGUUCGUCUCUCUCUUUAAAAAACAUUUGCUAGAUGGACACAUUUGUCUGCUGAUGUCUCUCUAUUGUUUCAGGGCUUGCGGAGGAGCGCCAUGUUUUUUGGAUGGCACGUCAAGUUAAAAGAACUUCAAAUGUUAAAAACUUGUCUGUUCUAUUCAUUGUGCUGCAUCUAGGUUUUUUUUUCCCGCAAGAAUGUGUUCGGUCUGAACAGCCUCUUAUGUUGCUUAGUCUUAGGACUGUGUAACUGUCUUCCUAUCUUGGGAUGUUUGUGAGGUCAAGCAAGAGAAAGUUUAGGUGGAUGACAUUCACUUUUCAGAGGGUAGAGACUUGCAAUGUGAGAUCUUUGCCCAGGAAUGUGUUUUUAGUUUUUUUUAGUUUGAUUUUGUACUUGUGCACAGUAUCUGUAAAAAAAAAAAAUGGAUUUGAGAACUGCAGAACUUCUGUCAUGCUUUAAGAGGUCUUUAUUUCGGAGGUCUUGUAUUGAAUUUCUCUCAAGAAAUACCAAAAAUCUUUGUUAUACCUGUUGCUGUAUAUUGCUAUUGUAGCGUAGAUUAAGCCUAAAUAUUUAUGAGCGAAGGCUCUUGGUAGACCACAGGAAAUAUGAUAAUGCAAUAUUUUGAAGAUCUUUUCCAAAGACAAAAACAUAAUUUUAUGUAUUUUUUCCUUUCUUUUUGUUGAGAUGGCUGUCCCUCUUCAAUUUUGUAGUGUCAGUCAGUGCAACUAACAAAAUAGAUCUAGAUCAAGGGAGAGCAGGAUAGGAUACUAUAUAAAUGAGAUCGCAAAGUUCCAGUGUGAGUACAGGGAUUGUCGCUUCUGCUGGUCUUUAGUGAGGACUUUGAGUUAGAGUUGUACAGAGAAAAAUGUGGGAGUAUUCCUCCCAUUCUGUUCAAAUAUUUAAAAAUUGUAGAGGUGCGGGUGGUGGAUGUAAUGAUGGUGCGUUCCUGCCUUACAGGCUUCUUUAAAUGGUAUCCUUUUUAGUAGUUACAAGGUAGCAGACUUAGUCCUUUGUAACCGGAAAUAAGGGCCAUCGCUCAAGUUCAUGGGGCCCUGGACAAUUUGGGUGGGCCACCUUUUACCUGGCUCAGUGAGUAGCCUAUACCAUAGAGGACAAUAGUGGCACAGAUCCCCAGAGAGGGCCUUUCUGACAUAUCGAUAUAAAGGUGAGUCAGGAUCGUAUUAAGGAGUUUUAACCAGAUGGCCUUUGUUUUUCCCUACCAAUGUAAUGCAGCCAUGAUGUAAAGCUUGAACCAAAGUCGUUUUCUCACUAGCUGCUGUGCCUGUGUGGACCAGUGCAAUGCUGACCACAAUUUCACUACUCACUACUGACAAACUUAACCAUCUAGUACACUUCUUUUUAAACCCCACCCUUUCAUGACAAUGCCAACAAAUUGUGUCCAGCUUUGUAAAGAAAUCUAGCCUAUCUUGCACAGCGCUAACUUGCUUUAGCUCUCGAUAGCAUUUUACGGUCCAAAGAGAAUUUUAAGGGCCUUGUAUUUUAGUGCUUUUGAGAUUUCAGGAGUCCUUCUCCUUCGUUUUAUUCGUUGAGUUUCUGGGUAAGUCUUAGUUUUAGAUGUGACCUUGGAGGGCUCAAUGCAGAUACUUCGCUGGCUCUGCCAGAACAAAGAAUUGUAAUAAAUGAAUAGUAAUAGAAAUAUCAAGAGUCCACGUACUCUUAAUUUCAAUAGGAACUAAUGGGAGGACAGUAGGCCCUGAAACAUUUGACGGCUCUCUCACAACUCGUGACUUGCAUUUGGAAGAAGGUGGAUGUCAAGCUUAGCAUUGGUACAUUGUUUAGACUUCUUGUUUUUAUGUUACAGAACAAUAGAGAUGGGCAUACUGGGAUAAUUACAGUAGUAUUUCCUCUGUAGCAUUCCUCUGAGCUCUCUGGCAUUUGAAUUCUGUCACAAAGAGGUCCGAGUAUCCCCCAUUGUUCCUUUUUGUUACUGUGGCCCUGUCUGUAGAUUUGUCUUUUUUUGUUGUUGUUAUGACUCCUUACGCAAGUUGUGUUUUUGUUGUUAAUAUGAUUUGAAAUACCUCAGCAGCACUUACAUGGGAGGUUCACUUUAAGCGAAAGACACCAACAGUCAACUUCAGAAUGUACAAAAGCUGUUUAUAACAGCCCGUUAUUGUAUGACCAACAACACAUGUUAAUUUAACAGAAACUACAGAAUAUACCAGGAAAAUCUGUAAUGUCACUCUACUACUGCUAUUUCAAGUACUACUACUUAAAGGGUAUCUCCAGGUUAACUUGUAAUGAAUCAUUUUGUUCUCCUACUUGCCAAAGUAAAAAUAAAGGCCUUUGUCUUUGCGGCUGGGUUGAUGUCUUGAUGCUGCUCAUUAUGCUAGUUCUGUCCGGAAAUUUCAACGUAGCCUCUCUGGACAUGUAGAUUUACGUGUUUUGCGCAUUGGUGUCAUAACCCGGUGGGACCGGGACUGUGGGGGAGUUACUGAUAUAUUUAUCUGAGGAAUGACUCAAAAGAUUAGCGAGAUUAACUUCUUCUUUUCUAAAUUCUAUAUAUAUUCACUUAUGUAAGAUGUUUAUAUUUGAACCAAUAUCUAGUUUGAAUGUAGUUUUUGUCAUGCUUAUUCACUAAAAGAAAAAUGACCAUUUAUAUUAUAGCUAUUCUGAAAACACACAAAAAAAGAUAAGACCAAAAAUUAAAACCACACCCUUGAGAUGUGGGAGUGGCUUUUAUGUGCCCCACCCACAUUGCGAUGUGGUUUGUUUGAGUGGGUGGGGCUUUUGAUGGUACUCCUGAAGGAAAAGGCUUGAUGGCACCAAACUACUCUCUAAUUUUGUAAUUAUUUGCUUUUUAUGAUUUUAAUUUGCCAUGUUUUUUAGUUUUUUUUAAAAAAACAUUAACAAUCAUUUGAAUUUAUUUACUGCCUUUUUUGUAUAUCAUGAGGGAGCAACGUCACUGGCUUUCUUAGUUUGACAAACUUGCAUUGAUCAUUUAUGCCUUACUAUUAUUUCUGAAGUUUGACACAUUGUAGCAAAUUGUUGAAAAUGUUUAUGCGAAAGGUGUUUUUUUUAUUGUGUUUGUGUGAGUGAAAGAAGCAACCAAGCAUGCACCAAUGUCAAUCUCACAUGGUGCAUAUCGACCGUGAAAAUAACGCUGUGAGUUCUAUUCGUGUUUUGUGCAUUUUUUAAAAAAAAAUUUAGGAAGUGUUGCUUUCUACCUAUUAUGUAGUUAUAAUUCAAGCUGGUUGGAUACCUGUUGAAAAAGCUUUACUAAUAACUUAACUCCAGCUGAUCUGUAGGGAGUGGCAUGAUGGUUGCUGAUGGUGCAUUGACUUUGAAAGGUUAAAGGAACAGUUCACCCAAGAAUGAAAAAUUCUGUCAUUUGCUCGCCUUCAUGUUGUUUCUCAAUCCGUGAAUAAGUUUCUUUUCUCCAUAGCACACAAAAGUAAAUGUUUGGCGGAAUGUUAGCCUCGGUCACCAUUCGCUUUCAUUGUAAGCAAAAAAGGUGUGAAUGAAAGAAUACAAAAGUGAAUGGUGACCGAGGCGAUCUGAUGAUGGUCUAUUUCAAAUCAAAUCAAAUCACUUCAUUGUCACACUACUAUGUACACAAGUGCAACAGUAGGUGAAAGUCUUGUGUGCCAUAUUUUUGUGUUCCACAGAAGACUUACUGGUUUUGAACAACAUGAGGGUGAGUAAAUGAUGACACAAUUUCCAUUUUUUGGUAAACUAUUCCUUUAAUAUUGUAGAGAAAGUAGGUUCCGUUUGGCGUAAUAAGAAAAAUGACUUUGAUUUACUCAUCGGUCAAAAAUACAGGAAACAUGCCAUAUUGAAAGUGGAUAUAAGGAAGCGUUAUAAGGAUUUGAUGCAAUUGACCACUUGGCUAUAGAUGAUCCCUUUGAACUGAUCAUGAGAUAUUUCAGGUGUUGAUUUAUACUGAUAAGGAUGACAAUUCUUAAAACAUUCAAAGUUGUUGCGGAUCCUGUAUUUGGCACUUGAUUUUGGCGUGUGUGGAUGCUCUGACUUGCAAUUGGAUAGUUUUCUGAUUGUAUAAUAUACUGUUACUGUAGAGCCCCAGUCUAGUGACAAAAUAGGAUCGUUGCAGAAGAGGUCAUGCACCAGAAAGGUGAGAGCUCCUCUGAGUAAACUGUUGUAUACCUCAUUUAUAACUCGAAACAGAGUAAAAACCUGCUUUAAUCUUCUGCAUAACAUAAAAUGAAAUAAAAAAAGUAACUGUCCCACAACAGAGGCCCGCAGAUGUCUGUUUAUUGUUUGGAGUGAGAAACUGGAUCAGUACCCAAAAGAACAAAAAGGCACAUAAGACACACAAACAUGUGCAUAUUAGCCAGAAUUUAGUUGCUUAGAACACUUAUUUAUAUUUUCUUUACACUGUAGCCACUUAUUCAUUUUGUACCAAAGCUUUUUAUAUGAUUUGACAAUCGUCAUCUUUCUUUCCCUCAUUCUGAGUUGUGCUGCAUGGUUUGUGUGCUUAUGUGCUAUUAGUUCUUCUGGGUUUGUGGCCUACUUGUUUCUCACCUUCUCCAUGGUAACCAAAGACUUCAAAGUGAUUGUAUGGACUAAACUCUCUCUCCCAGUACCCUGCCUCAACUUUUAUGAUCUUUGGUCAUACAUGUGGUCAAGUAGACAUGGUUAAGUAGAAAGAGAGUAAAAACACUGCUGGCUUCUGCAAGGACUUGUCAAAGUAACCCCUCAUGGGCUGGGUGAUGUUUAUUAAUACACACUGAAGGAUGUCUUGGGCUCACUGCAACCUGCUCAGGAUGAACUGUUCUCUGGAGUUAAAACACUGGUUCUAUGAUUGUUUACGGAAAACAUGCAAUGUCUUUCCAUACAUUUAGGUGCCGUUGUGCCGUGAUUUUAGUGUUCUGUCCAUGUAUUUAUCUAGCUUUGCUGUUUCCACAAUUAUGAUUUCAAUUGGUUUGAUUAGCUGUGCAACUAUGCAUUGUUGCCCUCCAUCCAACAAGGGCGGUGUCUGUAUGACACAAUUCUGUUGAUGGUUUUAUGCCGAGUGGAGGGUCGAAAGAAACUAUAAGCUCUAUUCCAAAGCAAAAAUCCAAAUAUGAAAUGUUUUACAAAUGCAGAUACCAAAGAUAACUGUUUUUUUUCCUUCUUCCUUCCCAAAUCCUUCAGUUUGUGUGUUAAGAAACAGAACCCAGCUCUGGCAGUAGUCCUAACCUCAGUAGUUCCAAAGCUUGGAUGUAUAUUUUGGUAUUUUUCUGAGAUGCUUAUGGGGGAAAAAGUUUGUCUUUUUUAAUUUUCUUGUUCGUUGGAUUUAUUGCUCUCUUUUUUCUGUCAUGGCAUGGAAUUAACUGCAAAACUGUCUUACUGUAGGUUAAAGAAAUAGUAUUUUUGUAUAUUUUUGGAUGUGUCAAUGUGUGUGAUGUCAGAUUCACUGCCCAGGUUAUCAUUGUUUUUAAAACAAAACAAAAAAAAGAUUUAAGUAAAAAAUAAUAAUAAAAAAAUAAUAAUAUGUAUAUAAUACUUUGAGUCAAUAAUUUCAAAAGAAAUCCACCUGUUUACUCUCAUUUCCAUAUUUCCUACAGCUAAAGCUCAAGGAAUUUGUUCCAUUCUCACCCUGUCACAUACUGUAGAUUGUAACUUCAAUAUCUCCCUUCAGAACGCUGUAACUCACUGUUGUCGUAGUGAUUGGUUGGGUUCUGGGUAUCACUACAAACCUGAACUCUAGUGCCACUUGUGGUCUGUUAUCAAGAACAUAUACCUGAGACUGAACGCUAAAUGGCUACAUCACUGUAGCUUAGAACUGAGUGAUUGUGUAGAAUAUAUAUAAGUAUGUGAAUCAGGAUAACAUGGUAGUUUUAAUGCAUUUGUCUGCUGUAUUUUUGUUUAUAUAUAUAUAUAUAUAUAUAUAUAUAUGUAUAUGUAUGAUCUUUUACUGUAACUGUACAGUUCUCUUUCGUUGUAAACAUCA
This is a messenger RNA of Xyrauchen texanus (razorback sucker), 8885 nucleotides long. Its product is annotated as POU domain, class 2, transcription factor 1-like. Gene Ontology annotation, cellular component: nucleus. Gene Ontology annotation, biological process: regulation of transcription by RNA polymerase II. Lineage: Eukaryota; Metazoa; Chordata; Actinopteri; Cypriniformes; Catostomidae. Gene Ontology annotation, molecular function: RNA polymerase II cis-regulatory region sequence-specific DNA binding; DNA-binding transcription factor activity, RNA polymerase II-specific. The record is from RefSeq and is a predicted model, not a curated record. Bases 7 to 2031 code for a protein of 674 amino acids. The transcript has 13 exons.